CUAACAAAUAUGAUGGACUGUCAAGAACAUGGUGGAAAUUUUUUCGAAAUGAAUCAUCAGAACUCUCAAAGAAACUCAGUUUUACAAAUGAUAUGAAUGAUAUGCUAUUUUCUAACGAUGUUAUUGACGAAAGUCGUUCAAUGGAAAUACACAAACGGUUGAGUGAGGCCAAGUGGACAAGUUUGGAUACUUACAAGUUGUUGAUGAAAGUUCUUCCAAAAACCGAUAAUGCAACAUACAUGACGUUCUGUUGCUUAUUGCGCGUCAAGUUCAAUUUGCCUGUAAUGGGAAAGAUACUUUGUGAUGAAUGCAAACCUUUCCAGAAGUGCACAAUGAAUCAAAUCGUGAAGUUUUCUAUUUCACCAUCUUGCCAGUCAAUUCUAAACAGUACUGCUCGCAGUGUUUAUAUAGCUGUCUCUAUUGAUGCCGACUAUAGGGAUGAUCCAGAAACUGAGAAACAUAUAGUGGUACAUCCAUCAUCAUUUGUAUGCAUUAAUAAUGAGGUCUCUGCAACUUUGAAUGUAAGCGUUGAAGAAGAGUAUAUCGACAAGGAAUUUCUUCAAAUGAAAAUUGCUUAUAUAUUGAAAGUUGGUGUUCAUGAAGUACAGGUAACUGUUUCGAUAACCAACAGUACAUGGAUGUUUCUACGUUUGUCGCCUCGAGCUGGAUUACGACUUAUGCAAAUGUUGAGUGCACAAGAGUCUAAACAUUACUUUGGUCUAAUGAUAGAAGAAGCAUUCCAAUCCAAGUCAGCAAGAAAUGUCUCUAUUGAGUUGAAAUUGAGCAACUUGCCAUCACAUACAUUUCAUGUUAUUUCUACUGGGAUAUUUGGUGUCACAUCAGAAGAGGAUGCCCAUUUCAUUAAUGAUGGUACAAUAGUUGUGGUUAUGUUUUCUGUAAUUAAAUUUAUUUUCUGUUUUAUGUCAAAGAUGAGAUAAGGUGGACAGUGGGAACAUGUUGUUUGGAAUUGUUAUUGGGAUUGCCAAUACUUAUUUAUCUGCUUUUAACAUCAUAUGUGUUCACUGGUUUUUCAAUGAGCAGCAGAUCUGAUUUUGGAGCAGUUGAUCAGUCUACCUCAUUACACCA
Messenger RNA from Corticium candelabrum, 1086 nucleotides. RefSeq lists its product as uncharacterized. The record is from RefSeq and is a predicted model, not a curated record. NCBI's taxonomy places the organism in Eukaryota, Metazoa, Porifera, Homoscleromorpha, Homosclerophorida, Plakinidae. Bases 93 to 938 code for a protein of 281 amino acids. The transcript has 2 exons.